GCAGCCCUCACCCCAACUUCCGCUCCAGACCUGGGAUUCCACACCGCUCAGCCAAUGCACCUGGCUCCUGACCUGCACUCGCCUCUCUGCUCUGCCCUUUCCGUCCUGGGUUCCCACACAAUCUAGUCAGUUCACCUCAGCCUGACCUGCAGCAUCCCUCCUGCUAGUCCAGCCCUGGGAAUCCACACCGUUCAGCCCAUGCACUCAGCCCUGACAACAGCACCCCUUGCUAUCCCAGAUCUGGACCUCUUCUGAGCGGAGACUGCCAAACUACGUGGUGAGGAGUAUGUGGUGCGCAGACCACACAAUCUCCACACAUUCGAACCCAAAUCUCCAGAGAUGAAAGGCCCCUCCGUGAACUCACCACUUGCAGCACCACCCGCUAUCUAACUCCCCUUCUUUCAGGCAGGGAUUUCGCCUGCUUGAUGCUUGCAGCUUCCCCCUUUCUCUCCCUCUGGGCUUUUACAUUUCUUCCACUCUGACCCAUUAGGUAUUUACUGACAGCGCAAUGUGACUUUUAACACCGGUUCUCCAUGUGCACUGCCCUGCAGAAUUGGGCCAGAUAAAACCGCUCCCCAAACCCAGGGGCUGGACAUUUUCCUCCCUCUCUACUCUCUCACUGUAGCAGCCAAGCGAAGGAUUCCGCUUUCUUUCUCUCUUUCUUUUUCCAUCCCUCCCUCCGUUAGUGCAAGACGCAAGAUCCUGCCGAGGGAAAGUGCUCAUUGAAAUCAUCACCACCACCGAUCCGGCGCCUGAGGCUCAGAGGAAAUAAAACCCCUUUAUAGCCAACCUCCUGCGGCUGAGGACUUAAUAGCAUGGCAAUGGCUCCAGGCUCUAAGAGAUUCACACUCACCUUUGUCCAGUACAUGGGAUCUGUCUGUUUCCUCCUCCAGAUCGUCUCUGUUGAGGCUGAUGGGAAGUUGUUCACAGUUGAAUCCAGAAACAGCUCUCAGGAUCUGGACCUAACCGCAGCUCAGAAAUUGUGUACUGACCUGGGCGCUCGCUUAGCCACUGCAGAGGAAUUGAGACGGGCUGUAAUGGACUGUUCUUUUGCUGCAUGCACCAGAGGUUGGCUGGCCGACGGUACCGUUAGGACAAUGGUGUGCAGUAAGACAGGCAGCAACCAGCAGAGUGUGAAAGCUAUCGAUGUUAACAUUGAAAAUGAUCCCUCUCCAAGUGGCAGAUACAAUGCAUUUUGUGUAAAAGAUGAAGACAAACCAUGUGGGGACCCCCCAUCCUUCCCUCACACGAUCCUGCAUGGUCACACUGGGUUUGAAAUGGGGGAUGAGCUGCUAUAUGUUUGUGCUCAGGGCUACGUCAUGGGCAACAAAGAGACUGCUUUUACGCUGCUCUGUGACAGCUGUGGGGAAUGGUACGGGCAAGUUCAGGCCUGUGUCAAAGAUGAGACUGAGGCACACAUUGACUAUGAAGAUAAUUUUCCCGAUGACAGGUCUAUGCCUGUGGCUGAACACGAGGAAGAGCCUGGCAAAGAGGAAGGCGAGGAGGAACAAGAGCAGGAGUUUUCCCACCCUAAAGAAACAGAGGCAGAAAAUGUUGGAAGCAGCAAAGAUGUUACGCAGGGUAUAGAUUCUACUGAGAAAGGAAGCAAGGCACCAACUGAAUCACCUGUGUCACUGCUGAGCCAAAAACACUUGUUUUGGUUCCCUGCAGAGUCUUUCAAUGAGCCUGAAUCUGACAAAGACACAAAUGAUGCCACUAAAACACAAUUUUCUGAUGGCAACAACCACAUUGGAGUGAAAACCAUCUAUAAUGAACCUGGCAACAAAAUGAUUUAUGACAGCAAGGAUUUCCCCAUUGGACCUGUUCUUGUGAACAAUGAUACGAAGGCAAUGAAAGAUACAGUCACCAAUACUGAUGAAUCCUGGUUAGAUGGUUACCCUGUAACUCAGGAAGCAGUGGAGGAUGACGAAGAGGAAGAUAAGGUUGAUGGAUCAAUGGGAACAGAAGAUGACAUUAUCCUUACAACUGAUCAACCAAAUCAUGUUGAAGUUAGGAAAGCAGGCAACAGUAAUCCAGCUCCAGACAAGGAUUUAACACAGAUUGUGGCAGCCCCAACAAGGAUGCGUGAUUAUGGGAUCAAAGAAAUACCAUUAGUACUAACACCAACUAGUGCUCCCGAGAACGUGAGUGCUAGCAAGGGCUCUGAGGAUGUGAUCAGGUAUCACCCAACUACAUCUUUGGGAUUUGUGACUCAGGAGUCUACUACAACAACUACACAGCAUGACCGCCCUAACUUGAAAACUGCUACAUUGAAAACCUCUACAACAGUCAGUCCCAUUGACCACAUUCCAUAUCCAGAGACAGAAGAAACAACAGCAUUCUCAACACAAGCAGCAACCACUAUACCAACUCGGGAGGUCUUUACUGACUCAUUGUCUAAUGAAUUUCUUGAGCAAGAAAAUCUCACUUAUGGCACAGGAGAAAAACUUCUCCCCACUUCUGAACCUUGUGUAGGAGAGGAUUGUCCUAGCCCAAAUAAAGAUCCCAUGAUAGCUAUCAUUGUGAUUGUUCUAUGUUUGUUACUGUUUGCAUCGAUACUGGCGGUGUGGUGUUUCAAAAAACGGCAACAGAAGAGUUCUGUAUAUAAAUUGAACGGAAAAGGUCAGGCUAGACAUCCCCAUCACCACCAACAGAUUGAAAUGCAGAAAGUCUAACCUGCUACCUGUUUUUUAGCAGACACUAGGAAAGCAAGAAAAAAAGUCACAUGGAUGGUGGACACUGAAACCCAUCAGUGCAGGAAGCAGGGGGCAAAAAAACAAACAAAGAAACUAAAAAACCUGUGUGGGAAAGAAGGAAGUUCAGCUGUUUGAAAUCACAACUUAAUAUAUCUUGACAUUUCAGUGUUAAAGAAUCUGUACAUUUUUACCAUAUGGGUCUUUUUGGAGAUCUCAGCAAAAAAGAAUGUGUUUGGUAGCGCAACUGGAGAUCAUCCAGCAUUUACAUUUUGCUCAUAUUAAUUAAUAAAAGCAAAUUCUUUGUCUACGACAAGCCAAUGGCAGGACUGGUCAGACCUUUCUGCUUUACUCUCAGUGAGCCAGGCAAAGAGAUGCGGGGCAAAAGUCUCUCUUUGAGCUACCACAUAUGUUGGUGUUUGUUAUUUCUUUUAGAACUAACCAAAUUUGUCAGGGUAGACCAAAACCAAUGAUUACAUGGCAUAUCAUGUGAGGAAAAAUAUUUGGUACAGCAUGUUAAUGUAAUGGGUGAUAUUGCAUUUGGAGAGAUGAUCACUAAGGUACUUUUCUUCAAUGUUGUGAAAUUUUCUUGAAGCAUGUUAACCAAACAUGUAGGACAUUAGAAUAUUUUGGGGUUAGGGGGUGUUGUUUUAACCUUAGGAAAGAAAUGCCUUUUUUGGUAUUAAUAUUUUUUGUAGAAGUAAUGCUUUCUCACUGGAAUUGAGAUAAUACAAAUACUAGAAAACUCCAUUCUUCCUUUAAAAGUAAGCAAGCACUGUGGUAGUCACUGCAUUCCUCCUUUCAGGUGCUAUGAUUAGUCCCUUACUCAUCAAGGACCCAGACAGGAAUAAAGACCUUGGCAGGAAAAUACAUCUAAAGUAAUUUGUUCUUCUGAGUAAUAGUGCUUUAAGACCAACUGAUGAAGAUGUUGAAUUUAAAUACACAGCCUAUAAUGUAUGAAUUAAAAAUGUUAUGUAAAAUAUAUUUGCCACAUUAUUCUAUGGGAUGACUGAAGUACACUUGUAUACUCAAAUAUGUUUAAAAAAAAUAGAUCUUGGGGUCAGAUGGUUCUCUGAAAAACUUCUGUUCAACGUGCAGCAGCAGUCAAAAAACCUAACAAUGUUAGGAACCAUUAGGAAAGGGACAGAUAAUAAGACAGAAAAAUAUGUCAUGAUAUAAAUCUACUCCAUGAUAUAUAGGUACUCCAAUACCUAGAAUACUGUGUGCAGUUCUGGGUACCCCAUCUCAAUAUAUAUAUAUAUAAAAAUUGGAAAAAGCAUG
Messenger RNA from Trachemys scripta elegans, 3974 nucleotides. It is a transcript of the gene SUSD5, whose product is annotated as sushi domain containing 5. The coding region runs from base 816 to 2675 and encodes 619 amino acids. Gene Ontology annotation, molecular function: hyaluronic acid binding. Gene Ontology annotation, biological process: Notch signaling pathway; cell adhesion. Lineage: Eukaryota; Metazoa; Chordata; Testudines; Emydidae. The record is from RefSeq and is a predicted model, not a curated record. The transcript is spliced from 5 exons.